AUGAAAAUAGAAAGAAUAAGACAUGUCUUUCCGGGAGACCACAUUCCAGAAAAAGGAUUUAAGUGUUAUGGAAUUGUGGAGGGCAGGGCCGUGAUCAUAGGAACACUGUGUAAAGUUGAGGAUCUAUACUUCAUCAUGGCAAAGACUAAAAUUUACGUUCCAAAGCAGUACGAUGUUGUCAUUGGAAGGGUCGUUUAUGCUUCUCAGGACUACUACAAAGUAGAUCUAGGAUCGUGCACUGGAAUACUCCCUGCCCUAAGCUUUGCAAAUGCAACUAAGCGGAACAGGCCAGAGCUUGAGAAGGAAAAUACGGUUCUUUGCCAGGUGGAAAGAGUUUCAGAUGGAGAUGCCUUGCUUUCGUGCAAAAAAGAAGGACUUGGUGCAAUUGAUGAAUGUUUUCCUAUUGAAAGCUGGAAGAUCCGGCUACUCUACUUUAACAACGUUCUACAGAAACUGUCAAAAAAUAGAAGUUUUAGGAUUGCAUUAGCAAUAAAUGGAUUUGUAUGGAUUGAUGCUGAUGCGGAAACAAAAAGAGAGGUUCUUAGAGAAAUUGAGAGAUAUGGAACCGAGAAUGAAAAUGCCUAA
Messenger RNA from Vittaforma corneae ATCC 50505, 585 nucleotides. RefSeq lists its product as uncharacterized. Gene Ontology annotation, molecular function: RNA binding. The transcript has a single exon. Gene Ontology annotation, cellular component: nuclear exosome (RNase complex); cytoplasmic exosome (RNase complex). The record is from RefSeq and is a predicted model, not a curated record. Lineage: Eukaryota; Fungi; Microsporidia; Nosematidae. The coding region runs from base 1 to 585 and encodes 194 amino acids. Gene Ontology annotation, biological process: CUT catabolic process; TRAMP-dependent tRNA surveillance pathway; nuclear polyadenylation-dependent rRNA catabolic process.